UUAAUCCUAUAAAUUAUAAUUUAGCUAAAGAAAAACAACAUUUUACUUAUGAUAUAUGGAUACGAAUGAUUAAAGAUAUGGAAGAUGAUGAUGAUAUUGAAGAUUUUGAGGAUAACAAACAUUGGGAUAUAUCUAUACAAUUUCUUCAACGAAACAACCCGCCUUUUGAUUGGAGCAUAUUACCAGCUAAUUAUCAACAAAUGACACAAUUGUAUCGUCAAACAUUAUAUUAUAAGAAAAUGUUAGAAAGAGUUCCCGCAAAUCCACAAAUAACUUACGAAUAUACUCAAACUAUAUUAGUAGUCAAUAAAAUUAGACCAAACAUAGAAGAAGAUAUAAUAGUAUCAAGAUUAAAUCAAGUUAAAUGGAUUAAAACAGAAGAAUAUUUAGCAAUGUUAUUUGCAGAAUGGAUUAAAAUUAAUGUAGUGUCGGGAACAGAUUUACCACCUGGUAUUCCAGAUGCUAUUGCUGGAGCUC
Molecule: messenger RNA, 477 nt
Organism: Racocetra persica
Lineage: Eukaryota; Fungi; Glomeromycota; Glomeromycetes; Diversisporales; Gigasporaceae
Source: the annotation of a GenBank genome assembly